GGACGAGGACGAGACGAAUACGAAUACAACAACUUACUAUGAAAAUCGUACUGAUUUCUUUUGGUUUGUGUUUCUAUUUCUAUUAAGGUAUUCUUUUUGGGAAAAGGAAAAGCCCAGGGGACAUUCAUUUUCCUUCUCUGGCAAUUAACUGAAGAUUAUUGAAAAUGGUGGACAUAGAAAAUAUAAGAGAAUCAGAGUAUGACUCUCAACUGUUUGGUUUUACCGUAGAACAUUUUAUACACGCCUUCAAGAUGCUUGUUCAUGAAGAGGUUGAACGCCUCACUAGUGCAAUGGCAUCAAGCUUGAAGAAAAAAUGCCCUGAAGAUGACAUUGCAGAAAGAGCACUGAUUGAAGGAAUCAAGAAUAACCUGGUCAAACAGUAUAUGAACAAUGCCGAAUCAUCUCUCGGUAUGCUAAAAGCCCAGUUGAGAGAGCUGUUGCACAUUCCCCCGCAUGUGUUACUCCCUGAAGACGAAACGCAGAGGAUACAGUACACGUCUGAGGAGGAAAAAGAAAUGGACAAUCUUUUGGAGGACUUGUUCCAGCGACUAAAGAGGGCAAAAGCUUUUAAAGUUGAACUUCUGCAAGAAAUGAAAAUGCUGCAAGAUGUGCUGCCUGAUCUUAACAGACGAGUAGAAGAACUGGAAACUCUUGCAGCCACACAUCAGAAAAAAGAAGAAGAUCUGCGAUCGUUGGUGCCUACCCUUGGAGAAGUGAUUAACAAAACUCAAACGAUAUCUCAACUUGGCAAUGAUUUCAUAAAUUUUCUUUAGAGUAAAUGAUAAAUUUAGAGUAUGUGAGCCUUAGAAUAAAUUUUUGACUAUAAUAUCUAGACGAUAUGUGUAAUUAAAUUGUAUCUCAAUGUCUGUCUCUCCUAUU
Messenger RNA from Macrosteles quadrilineatus (aster leafhopper), 879 nucleotides. Its product is annotated as protein MIS12 homolog. The record is from RefSeq and is a predicted model, not a curated record. Gene Ontology annotation, biological process: mitotic cell cycle. The transcript has 5 exons. The coding region runs from base 165 to 773 and encodes 202 amino acids. Lineage: Eukaryota; Metazoa; Arthropoda; Insecta; Hemiptera; Cicadellidae. Gene Ontology annotation, cellular component: chromosome, centromeric region; nucleus.